Molecule: messenger RNA, 3234 nt
Organism: Aspergillus clavatus NRRL 1
Lineage: Eukaryota; Fungi; Ascomycota; Eurotiomycetes; Eurotiales; Aspergillaceae
Product: putative phosphatidylserine decarboxylase Psd2
Exons: 7
Coding region: 1-3234 (1077 amino acids)
Biological process (GO): phospholipid biosynthetic process
Molecular function (GO): calcium ion binding; phosphatidylserine decarboxylase activity
Source: RefSeq, a predicted model, not a curated record
AUGGUGCGGUUACCGUUGCCUCAACGUCUCAGUUCCCAUCUCAGUGUCAAGAGUGCUUCUUCCACCCCCGGUCAAAGUCGAAGCACCAGCCCCAUGAGAACCACCGAAUCAAGACCACCCCUGGUCCUCAAGGUCACUGCAAUCAAGGGCAGAAACCUUGCAGCGAAGGAUCGAGGCGGGACCAGCGAUCCGUAUCUAAUCGUCACACUCGGAGAAUCGAGGCAAUCGACGCCAACAAUACCGAAAACGCUGAACCCAGAAUGGAACGUGACAUUCGAGAUGCCUGUGGUCGGGGUGCCAUUGCUGGAGUGUAUCUGUUGGGACCAUGACAGAUUCGGUAAAGACUACAUGGGCGAAUUUGACAUCCCUCUGGAGGACAUCUUUGCCGAUGGUGAAGUGAACCAACCGCCUAAAUGGUACACCCUCAAGUCGAAACGGAAGUCAAGUAAGAAGAAGGAUAGCACGGUCUCGGGGGAGAUCUUGCUGCAAUUCUCGCUGAUCGACACGUUGAACCCCACGGCACCUUCAACCGAGACCUACCAGAAAUUCAAGGCCCUGGUUUCGAGUGGAGACGAAGACGAAGACCUUCCGCAGAUUCCUACGAACGAUUCGGACGAUGUUGACAAGGAUGAAGAGACCUCGGAUGAGACCGACGACCUGACGAAACCAGAGGUUGUAGAGAAGAGGAGGAAGCGGCUACGGCUCGCUCGCUUGAAACGCAAGUCGUUAGCAGCCCGCGCGUAUCAGUUCUCCGGCGCUGGCAACGUACAGGGUAUUGUGUUUAUGGAGAUCGUGAAGGUAACGGAUCUUCCGCCGGAACGCAACGUGACCCGCACUUCUUUCGAUAUGGAUCCUUUUGUCGUCACCUCGCUUGGGCGCAAAACGCUCCGGACACCGGUCAUCCGCCACAAUCUCAAUCCGGUUUACAAUGAGAAGAUGGUUUUCCAGGUCAUGAAACAUGAACAGUCCUACACGAUCAGCUUUACUGUCAUGGAUCGAGACAAAUUUUCUGGCAACGAUUUUGUUGCAUCGGCCGGGUUUCCGUUGCAGACUCUGAUUCAAGCUGCCCCGGAGGCCGAUCCGGAGACUGGGCUCUACAAGCUUCAAGACCCGUCCCUCGAUCCUGCAGGUUCUGAUACAGGUUCACUCGGCAAGUCAGGAGCGAAGACCGGGAUCAGUCCCUCCCCAUCGACUUCUAGUCUAUCGAAGUUGACAAGGCCGACUUUCAAAUCUCGAAGCUCAGCAACUUCCCUGUCCGGCCAGUCCCAGUCGGACCAGCCAGUUGUUUCGCCUCCGCUCACCAUACCCCAGGGAAGAGAGAGCGGUAGCAAUAUCUCUGAUGUUCCAACUGCUACAGAAAACGGGACGCACCAAAUGGAUAUCCAAAACCUUCCAGUGUACCGGAUUCCUUUGAUCAUGAAGAACAAGGAAACCUGGGAGGACAAGCAUUCCCCGGAGCUCAUGAUCAAAGCAAAAUAUAUGCCUUAUCGCGCGCUUCGUCAACAGUUCUGGAGACUAAUGCUCAAACAAUACGAUGCGGAUGAUAGUGGUCGAAUCGACAAAGUUGAGUUGACAACGAUGCUUGACACUUUGGGUUCAACCCUGAAAGAGUCCACCAUUGAUAGUUUCUUCCAGCGAUUCAGCGCGGAGAAUGAGCCUAGCGAGACCAUGGAUUUGACCUUUGAUCAAGUCGUGAUCUGCCUCGAGGAUACACUGCAGGCACUGCAGAAGGAUCAUCGGGCUAUCGCCAAGAUGCAGGCGGGAAUAUCCUCGUCAACAGGCAGUAGCCAGGACAGCACGGAACAGUCCGAUGGUGACGAUUCUCCUUUGGAGACGAGCACAACGCUACCAGCCAAUAUUGAUCCUAGCACAACAUCGAUUCCAACCUUAGACAGGGAAGAUCAGCUGUCUCCAAGCGAGGAAGAUCUUCACCCCGAUGAUCUCGGCGAUGAGAGAGGUGAAGAGCACGUUAUUGAGAUUCGGGAAUGCCCUCUCUGCCAUCAACCACGGCUGGCCAAACGGUCUGAUGCAGACAUCAUCACCCAUAUUGCUACGUGCGCAAGUCAGGAUUGGCGGCAGGUCGACAACCUCGUGAUGGGCGGCUUCGUGACCUCCAGCCAGGCGCAACGUAAAUGGUACUCCAAGGUUAUCACGAAGAUUUCCUAUGGUGGCUACAAGCUAGGCGCGAACUCUGCGAACAUUCUUGUUCAGGAUCGUAUUACGGGACAGAUCAACGAAGAGCGCAUGAGCGUUUAUGUCCGUCUGGGUAUCCGGUUGCUAUACAAAGGUCUCAAGAGUCGGGAAAUGGAAAAGAAGAGAAUUCGCAAAAUUCUCAAAUCGUUAAGUAUCAAGCAAGGCAAGAAGUACGACGACCCUGAUUCGGCAGCUCAGAUCCAAGAUUUCAUCAACUUCCACCAACUUGAUUUGUCAGAGGUUCUGCUGCCCCUUGAUCGGUUCAAGACUUUCAAUGAGUUCUUCUACCGGAAGCUCAAGCCGGGCGCACGGCCGUGCUCAGCUCCAAAUGAGCCCAGAAUUGUCGUAUCGCCUGCAGACUGUCGCUCAGUCUUAUUUGAUCGGAUUGACGAAGCCACCAGCAUCUGGGUCAAAGGCAGAGAAUUCUCCAUCGAGAGACUUCUGGGUAAUGCCUAUCCGGAGGAUGCCGCGCGUUACAAAAAUGGAGCCCUUGGUGUCUUCCGUCUGGCUCCCCAGGACUACCAUCGCUUCCACAUUCCUGUCGACGGCGUCAUGGGCACCCCGAAGACGAUUGAAGGCGAGUACUACACGGUGAACCCCAUGGCAAUCCGUUCGGCAUUAGACGUAUACGGAGAGAAUGUCAGGGUACUCGUGCCGAUUGAUUCAGUCGCUCACGGCCGUGUCAUGGUGGUUUGUGUCGGAGCCAUGAUGGUCGGAAGCACGGUGAUCACCCGGCAGGCAGGUGACCAGGUUCGACGUACUGACGAGCUUGGAUAUUUCAAGUUCGGCGGAAGUACGAUUCUGCUUCUUUUUGAAGAAGGCGUGGUGAGCUUUGAUAGGGACCUGGUCGACAAUUCCAGAGGCGCUUUGGAGACUCUGAUUCGAGUGGGUAUGUCUAUAGGCCACAGCCCUAAGGUUCCUCAAUUUGAGCCCGAUAUGCGCAAGCCAAGCGAGCAGGUCAGCCGUCAAGAGCUACAAGACGCCAAGCGUAGAAUCGAGGGCAGUCUGGCGCCUCCGACUAAAGACAUUGGCAUUCCAUGA